UUUUUUUUUUGUGUGUUCGGCAAUGAAAGCCAUUCAUUGUCAUGCCGAUCGUAAUUUUCCACAGAAAUCGGCCGAUCAUGAUUUGGCGGCCGAUCGACCUAACGGCGCAGCACUAAAUUCAACACACUUUCUUGUCGGUAUCUAGGGAGACCCAAUACAGCUCUGGUCAUGGGUCUAAUUAGAUUUUGUAUUCCUAUUCAAGAACCUAGUGCACCCUACUUAGCUCAAUGCUGCAGGGGCCCUGUUGGGCAUGGCUACAGGUCAACGCCGUGCCACUAUUUUUAAACUGGGAGGAGAUUGCUGGAAUGAAACCUUACACUUUGUUAGGCUACUGUUAGCGCGGCUGUGAGACUGUUUGUGUCCUUUUGCGCUAUUAAUGUACUUGCAUAAUCAUUUGGGUUCUACAGCCAGACUAGGUUGUGGAGCAUGUCUGCUGAAACACACACACACACACCGUACCAAUAACUUGCAGGCAAAGUUAAUUGGCAUAGUUGUUGAAACGAGUUUCAUCCGAGUCUCCGACCCAGCAAAGCCAUGACCAAUGUCAUGCUAUUCCUGUUCGGAUCUCAAGCGAAAGCUUAAAAUGGAAACUUUUUAUGCCACCUAAGUAAGCACUAUAAUCCGAAAACAAAUCAAAGACAGAAAAUAAGUAUAUGGCAGUCAGCGGAACAACUGUUAACGGCAUUUUUUUUUCCCACCCUCUACACAUUUGGGAUGGGGGUUGGCGUAUGAGGAAACCUAAUAAUGUGAUGAGACCCUGCUACUGGACUGAGACAGAGAGAGAUAGAGAGAGCGGUGUCUUGAGGUCUUUACACAACUGUGAAAGAGGACUGAAGUACUGGAUUUUGUUUAUCUAAACAGCACAGAUACCAAGUGAACACUAGGAAACAGGAUUAAAGACAUCUUUUGUUCAUCUUCAUCCUCUGGAUUUGAUACUGUUCUGUGAUCACCAGAUAGAUCUUCAAGAUGGAACAAUUUCUGGAUGCGCCAUCAUCGGCUUUUUAAUAUGAUCUAAGGAAUAUAACUCCGAGAUUUUUCCGGAAUUCCACUGGGCAACGGUUUAGGCACCGUGCAGUUGCCCUCGGUACUUUAACUUGUUCAUUCCUCAGUCCGCAUUUCAUUUUUGUUUUCAGGAUUUUCUCAACUUUCGACAUGCUUCCCUUUGUCUUGUUUUUAUUCCUCAUUUUCCCUACUGCUUUUUUGGUCGUUGUGCAAAGUGCCAGUGAGCUGCCAGGCAUCAGUUUCCCAAGUGGGGGUACAGGUUUCAAUCCAGGGGACCCAUGCAUGGUGGUGUCGCCACCGUGUAUAAGUGAAGCCGAUCGUUACAGCCUGGAGGCUCUGCAGAGCAUCCAUCAGAUGAUGGAUGAUGACAAGGAUGGAGGGAUUGAGGUGGAGGAGAGUGUGGAGUUCAUCAUUGAAGACAUGAAGCAACAGCAGACCAACAAACAUAGCCACCUGCACCGAGAAGACCAGCACAUCACAGUGGAGGAGCUUUGGAAAGGCUGGAAGUCAUCUGAAGUUCAUAAUUGGACCCAAGACGACGUUAUUCGCUGGCUCAGGGAGUUUGUCGAAUUGCCGCAGUACGAAAAGAACUUUAAAGACUUCAAAGUCAAUGGAAACACACUCCCGAGAAUUGCAGCCAAUGAGCCUUCAUUCCUGAGUGGCCAGCUGAGAGUUCAGGAUCAGAGAGACAAACAGAAGCUCAACAUCAAAGCUCUUGAUGUUGUGCUGUUUGGACCACCGACCCGCCCCCCUCACAAUUAUAUGAAAGAUCUACUACUCAUGGUGUCAGUGGUGAUGGGAGUCGGGGGCUGCUGGUUUGCUCAGGUCCAGAACAAAAGCAGCAAGAUCCAUAUAAACAAGAUGAUGAAGGAUUUGGAAAGUCUGCAGCGAGCUGAACAAAGCCUCCUCGACAUGCAGGAACAACUGGAGCGAGCCCAGGAGGAGAAACGUAAUGUGGCGGAGGAGAAACAAAACUUGGAGGAGAAGAUGAGGGAUGAGAUCAUAGGGGCACAGGAGGAGGCUCAUCGACUGCAAGAGCUGAGGCAGGGCGCCGUCAGUGAACUAAGUCGCCUCCGAUAUGCAGAAGAAGAACUUGUGCAGGUCCGUGGAGCACUGAGGCAGGCGGAAAAGGACAUGCAUGCAACUUGGACUGCCUCAGAAGUCCUCCAGCAGUGGCUCCAGUUGACACAUGAAGUUGAGGUCCAGUACUACAAUGUCAAGAAACACAGUGCUGAAUUACAGCUCGCCACUGCCAAAGAAGAGGCAGAAAAGAUUAAAAAGAAGAGAAGCUCAGUGUUUGGGACUCUCCAUGUGGCCCACAGUUCAUCUUUGGAUCAGGUUGACCACAAGAUUCUCGAGGCAAAGAAUGCCUUGUCGGACGUAACCGCAUGCCUGCGGGAGCGUCUCCAUCGCUGGCAACACAUAGAGCGCAUCUGUGGCUUCCCCAUCAUCAGGAAUCCUGGCCUUACCAACCUCACCGCUCUGCUCUACUCAGACUCGCUUGCUGUUGGUUUUCCCCGAGUCCCUCAGCCAUCUCACUUAUGGCACAGCUCACUUCAUGAGUCAAUCGAGGACCUGUUAGAAGAGUCUUCCGCGGCGAUGCUGUCUCAAAUUCCAGUUGCAGGCGUACCACUUAAGAAUUCCCCUCGACCUCGAACGUCUACCAUACGCCGGUCACGGCGUCACGGCGUCACACAACCGCCUACCACUCUAAUCUCGGCAGACCCCGACCUUCUCAUCCCAAUUCGAACUCCCUAUCCUUGUUUCGAUGAGGAUGACGGAGUCUUUCGCAAAACUGUAAAGAAACAAGACUCCCAAGAAAGGUUCUCAGAUUCCGACCAUUCCACUUCACCUCCUCAUAGCAAAAUGUACCCUUGUUCCCCUGCUGAUGGCUCCCAUCGAAAACUCUAUCGUGACGAAACAGAACCUCUUGUCGAAAGGUCUCUGACAAAGCCUGCGACUAAAGAAACUGAAUCCGAUGUUGAAUCUCCAGUUCGAAAAAUUUCUCUGGAAGAACUUGAAACUCCUGUUGAUGUUUCCUGCCGGAAGAUGGUGAAAGAUAAAGCUCUGGACUGUUCUUUGGAAAAUCCUUCGAUGAUGAUGUCAAAAGAUGGAUCGUUAAUUGAGGCGUCAUUCAGGAGGCGAUCCAGAGGUGGGAGUGAAAGUGCACCGGAUUUUGUAAUUAGAAAGGUAUCGGCCAGUGAAUUAGAUGCAGAAUUCCCACCUUGCAAAACAGAAAUAAUAGAGGACGUAACAGACAAUUUAUCGAGGAGUCUACCAAAAGAUCGAGGUGAGUUUCCACUUGAAGUCAGGAAGAUUGUUUGGGAUGAAGUGGAGGCAUCAGAAUUUGGACAAAAGAAGUUAUCAAGAGCUAUGAUGGGGGCUUCGGUAGACACUGCCUCAAGAAAGCUACUGGAAGGUUCCGAGGGUCCGUUUGACUUGGUCGCCAGAAGGAUUACGAGAGACUCAAUGGGAAUGUCCUUGGAUGGAAGUCCUUGUUGGCAGCCUGAUUGCUCUGUGAGAGGGACAGCCAAAGACAAAAUGGCUGAGGUGCCUAUAAUACCCUCAAGAAAAAUCUCAAAGGAGGGGUAUUUUGCAGACACUGUGUCCGCACAGGCUCUCCCCAGAGAGGAAACAGAGCGACAAAUGCACCACACAUCUUCAACGGAGAAGCUAGAAUUGGGUUCCGAAGCCUCAAUAAGUCGGGGGCAAUGUAAAGAGGAACGUGACGUACUUCUGAGAAGGAGAGCACCUCGAUUGUCGAGAGAUGAGCAGCUUACACAAGAAAACAACCCCCUCGAAUCACCCAUAGAAGCACAUCGUCAUCGAGUAGUGAGGGACGAAUCUGAAGAGUCUGAAUCAAACUUAGUGCCCGGUGAAAGUGAGCAGCCAGACCUUACCGCGACCUCCAACGUGCCAUGGAAGCCAUCUGCAGAUAUUUUUGCAGUUGGUCCAUUGAGCCGGCUUGUUUAUGAUGGAAUCCUAGAGAAGUCUUGCAACUCCAUGGCAGCAACCCCAAUGAGCCUUUCUGCCUCAACUCUCAACGUUCCCCAGAGCUUUCCCAAGAGUCAGGCACUGUUGGAGCCACCAGUGGUGCCAGCAAGAGGAACCGACCAAUCCAGUCCAUCCUCGACUGAAGCGAAAGAUGACAGAAACAGGGAUAAAGAGAAGAGCAAGAAGUCAUUGAAGCUGAAAAAUCUUUUCAAAAAGAAAAAUGAGGCAAUGACAGAGAAGGUACAACAAAGCGGUCUCCAGAAACUCUGACGAUGGGAUUGAGCACACAUUUGUUGUAUCCACCCCCCCCCCCGAAAUGAAAUCAUCCAGCGGAGGUUUCAUUUGAACCCUUUCAGGGACAGCGGUUCCUACAAGUAGACAGCUUAUCAAGUUAUCAGGUUACAGGGUGUAUGAAAGAAUUGAGGUAUUAAUGAAGCAAUAAUUUUUCGAGACAUUAUUCACAAAACAUCAAAGUGAUGUUAUCCUAUGGUCUCAAAGUAAUGGCCCGAGAUUUGAAACAAAUAAGCACCUAAUCCCUUCAAAAGCCUCCUUUUUUUUCCCCUUCAGAAGAAUUUACACUCGGUCAUUUGAUAGACGUCCGUUUAUGUUGACAUAUGGAUCAUAAUAAAGUAACUGAGCCCAAUUGAACUCCAGGUGGGGGCCCAGCGUGCUUUGAAGGGGGGGGGGGUAGUAUUUUUGGACAUUUUGACAUUGGUUGGUUGUACAUUUCUACCUGUUUUCUUGGCUGUGGAUCGGAGAUCAAGUCACAGGGAUGACACAUUUAUCAAAAUAAACAGAUUUGAUGACACAAAGGUCUUAUAGAUGUGCAGCUUAUAUAUGAAUGUGAUCAUCGAAAGGCAUCCUUAGUAUUAUUGACAGAUGAAUGCGCAAAUAUGUAAAUAAUUCAUUCAUAAAUCUCUUACACUUUUACUUCAUCAUCUUUUUGUUUGAUGAUUAGCUUUGUACACAAUGGCCAAUAAUUGUGUUGUAUUUUCAUGGAAAACGCUGCAUAUUUGCUGACUAUAUUUUUUGUUCAUUUCCAAGCAAUAUCAGCACUUUGGAUGUGUUUUAUCUGAAAACUAAAAGUUUCUAACUACUGCCACGCCCCCUUUGUAAUAAAUACAAUUUUCUGUCAUCACAAUCCCAUUUAUGUUUUGCCAGAUCUAAUAAGCAUAUGUUUCGGUGAAACUUGAAAUAUUGAUGUCAUUUACGGAUCAACGUGACCCUCAUUGUUUACAAACUCAAUCAACUUGAGCAAUAUUUCUUAAUUUUAUAUACCUGUUAAUGAGACGUGUCACUAAGAUGUUUAAUUGAUGAAUUGUUUCAAAGCAGAUUUGAGCUUUUUUUUUUAUUACAUGAUAAACUUUCUUUGUUUCUUUAUUUGAGGCCUACAAUUCUGACGGAACUGUAGAAAGCCUAAUAUUAUUGUUUGCUGAUUCCGCACAUUUCCUUUAGAAUAAAAGUCAUUAAGCAUUAUGAA
This is a messenger RNA of Hippocampus comes (tiger tail seahorse), 5476 nucleotides long. Its product is annotated as stromal interaction molecule 2-like. Gene Ontology annotation, molecular function: protein binding; calcium channel regulator activity; calcium ion binding. The record is from RefSeq and is a predicted model, not a curated record. NCBI's taxonomy places the organism in Eukaryota, Metazoa, Chordata, Actinopteri, Syngnathiformes, Syngnathidae. Gene Ontology annotation, biological process: activation of store-operated calcium channel activity; store-operated calcium entry; intracellular calcium ion homeostasis. The transcript has 12 exons. The coding region runs from base 1153 to 4266 and encodes 1037 amino acids. Gene Ontology annotation, cellular component: endoplasmic reticulum; plasma membrane.